This is a messenger RNA of Colias croceus (clouded yellow), 1676 nucleotides long. Its product is annotated as acyl-CoA Delta-9 desaturase-like. Lineage: Eukaryota; Metazoa; Arthropoda; Insecta; Lepidoptera; Pieridae. Gene Ontology annotation, biological process: unsaturated fatty acid biosynthetic process. Gene Ontology annotation, molecular function: stearoyl-CoA 9-desaturase activity; iron ion binding. Gene Ontology annotation, cellular component: endoplasmic reticulum membrane. The coding region runs from base 294 to 1415 and encodes 373 amino acids. The record is from RefSeq and is a predicted model, not a curated record. The transcript has 7 exons.
GAAGUAGGCCAUAGCCCAGUCAACCAUCGCUCGUCGCGCGCGCUGCCUGUAUCGUAAUUAUUACAAGUGAAUUGUCGCCACUCCGACGCGGACGCCAUGACUAAUCAACCCCGUAUUUUUCCGUGAAUUUCACGCGAGCACUGCAAGGUUGCCUUGCGCUAUACGAAAACGUGCCAUUACAAACUCUAUCCACUUUUUCAAUAAGUACAUUGGUGUUUAUUUCUUUCUUUCUAUAGCAACAGCGUCCCAGCUGAUCGUUGACGUUUUAAAAUAAUAAUAAAACGCGUUCAAGGAUGCCACCAGCGCUGCAAAACGUGAAAAUGUUUAACUCGAACUCGCGGUGUGACAUCGCACUGCUUUCCGACUUCAAUAGUGAUGAGUGCAGCAAACCUCUUAACAAUAAUACAGUUAAACAAAGUGAAAGUGACAGUGUUAGUGAAAAAAGUGAUGACUUUGACUUGGCUAAAUAUGAAGCCAUGGAUUUUAAGGCACAAAUACGGUGGCCCGAUUUAGUUGUACAGAUUUCUUUACACUUAGUAUCAAUAUACGGAUUGUACCUGAUAUUAACAAACCAAGUGAAGUUCUUCACGAUACUUUUUGUUCUUGGUACAAUCUACACAUCUGGUUUCGGAAUCACUGCCGGCGUGCACAGGCUAUGGUCACAUAGAGCAUAUAAGGCGAAACUGCCGUUGAGAAUCUUACUCGCAUUUCUUUUCACUAUAACUGGUCAAAGAGACAUAUACACUUGGGCCCUGGACCAUAGAGUACACCACAAGUAUACAGAAACGGUAGCCGAUCCACACGACGUCAGACGAGGAUUUUGGUUUGCCCACGUCGGAUGGCUUGUACUCACACCGCAUCCAGCCGUUGAGAAUAGAAGGAAAGCUCUUGAAAAGACAUCUGCGGAUCUCAUAGCGGACCCCGUUGUUAGAUUGCAGAAAAUAUUAUUUAUUCCACUGUUCUCAAUCCUUAACAUCAUACUUCCCUUAUGUAUUCCUAUUUACUUCUGGGACGAGGAUUGGAUCACAAGUUUUGCUGUCAGCUUCGUGUUAAGGUUCACUAUAACCUUGAAUAUAGCCUUCUGUGUGAAUAGUUUUGCUCACUUAUGGGGUAAUAAGCCGUACGACAGGUUCAUAAAAUCGGUGGAAAACCAGCUCGUGAGUCUUGCAGCGUUAGGCGAAGGCUGGCACAACUACCACCACGUCUUCCCCUGGGACUAUAGAACAUCUGAACUCGGCAGGAUCAACAUAUCCACGAAUUUCAUCGACUUCUUUGCGAAAAUUGGAUGGGCGUAUGAUUUAAAAGCAGCUACAACAGAUAUGAUCAAGAGGAGAGCAGACCGAAGCGGCGACGGCACUUAUCAUCCUCACGAAGAGCCUUACCCUAAACAUAAUAUUAACCACCAUUCCGAUUAACUUUUAUUUUAAUUAGUUUAAUAAUAAAAUAGUUUGAUUAUUUUUUAUUAUAAUUAAUUUAUUAAACAUUAUUUUUAAAUUACCAAAUUCUAUCAAUGUUUUCCAUUAGUUUUUGAUGUUAACCAUAUUUUGCACUUUCUAAGUAAGUUAUAAAGUUUUUAGGCUGCUAGAUAUUAAAUUAAAAUUAAAAAUGUACCUAAUCUGAUGUAGACUACGUUUACGAAGGUUUUCAUAAACAAUUCAAUAACGUUUUAUAAUAAU